GUGGCAGUAGUGAUCUACGAAUCUGUUCCUCGACCUGUUUAUAGGAGAAGAAAUAUAUAGUGCGUCAUAUCCCUUCAAACAGAGCCGCGCUAUGGCUAUGAGCGAACAGAAAUGGAUACAGACGUUAACUCGAUUUCAGGCUCAAUGUCGUGGUUCUGUGAUGAGGAAAGGUCUGAGUUUGGUUCAGACUCAGUUUGAAGAGAUAGUGCAAGAGAUUGAUGGAGGAUUGGAUCACCUGCAGUGGAGAGGAAACAUCAUUCCCAAACCUCACUUCACUGACACUGAAAGCCUAUUGCUGCAGUAUGAACGGUCCAGGUUUCGGUCCCAUGACCUUCUGGAUGAUUCAGGGAGGGAACAGAAGACAGAGAAUGAUGGCAGUGAGAAAUCUCUCCUACAGUCUGAAAUCCAGGUCCCAGAGAAAGACGAAGCUACUGAAAAAGCCAGCAGAGACACUUCCACAUCUGUGGAGAGAGGAGACAAUGUGGUCAUAAGAAACCUGAUGGAUGAUUCUACUGCACUGUGCAGUAUCGUGAAUUCAGAUGUCAGCCUCAGUGGCUUAUUUCAGACAGGACCAAAUUUGCAUUCAGUUUUUAAAGAGACUGCACAUACUCCUGACUCUCUGAAGCAGCAGAGGAGCACUUUAGCCAUGGAGUUGCUGUGGAUCCAACAAGCCAUCAGUAGCAGAAAGAAAUUUUGGUUGAUGGCGUCCACUGGUGUCACUAGUCACCUGCCUCCAGUCAAGAGAGUGAAGGUCUACAGAAAUGGAGACCCCUUCUUUUCAGGAAGGAGAUUUGUGGUAAACCAGAGGCAACUCACCAACAUUGAUGCGUUUCUUAAUGACAUCACUCUCAGUAUCGGAGCUCCAUUAGCUGUUCGAACUCUCUAUACACCACGCUUUGGUCAUCGGGUCGCUGACCUUAGUGACCUACAGCAAGGGGCACAGUAUGUGGCCGCAGGGUUUGAACGCUUUAAGAAGCUAGAUUACCUGACUGCUGGACAGAAGAAAGGUCCACUGUGCAGAGUUAUGUAUCCAGCCCAGGAUAAACCACUUGUCAGGCCUAAUGUGUCUGCAAAAUGGAGGAAGACCAUCACUCUGCCCUUCAUCAUACAUGUAUUCCGGAAUGGAGACAUCCUCAGUCCUGCCCUGCGCCUGAUCAUUCACCGCCACAUGCAGAAAAAUCUAGAGCAGAUUCUGAGGCUCAUUUCUGAAAAAGCCAUGCUUCGCACAGGAGCCGUGCGCAGGCUUUGCACUCUGGAGGGUUUCACAGUGACCUCCACAGAGGAGCUGGAGAGCGGGCAAAGCUAUGUAGCUGUGGGAACAGAGAGGUUCAAGAAACUUCCAUAUGUAGAGAUACUGAUGAAUAAAGCAACAGGCAACAGUUGGAAUAGACAAUAUUAUGCAGGUGACAGAGGAUUACAGAGAAGAAUUGAGAGUAAAAAGAUGUUUCCUCAGGACAGCCAGAGUGACUCCACCCUCAUGAAUUCACCUGAGAGGGAAGGCAGGCGUGUGAAGUCCACAGGAGAUGAAUUGGAGCGAGAGAGCUCCCCUCAGCCGGUUAAAAGGAGAGGAAGGAGAGGAGAAAGAGAAGAGAACUCUGUUUUCUAUGCCAGACCAGUGAGAGUCCGCAGACACCCUCCCACAGACAGACCCCUUCCUAGAGCCGCAAUAGGUGAGCCCAGUGUGUUUAAGGCCUCUGAGAGCAGGAUGAGGGAGGAGGUUCGAGGUGCUGAGGAGGUCGCAGAGGAUGAAAACACAGCUGUAGAGCUUCACAUUGACCUGAGAGAAGCAGAAGUUGUAGAGGAUGAGGAGCUUCUUGAAAGGGAUCCGUUUGAUACAACCCAUAUAAAUCACAGGGAUUCAGCUGAACUGCACAGGCCAUCAUCUGAUCUCUCCAGUGAGAAAGAGUUCAUAGUGUCUGAGAGGGAGACAUGGGACGACACGUCAGCUCCACAGAGAGAAGCACAGCAGGGAUACACGUCCAGCAAAGAGUCUCAGCAUGAUACAAACAAACAAGAUGCUGAGUCAUCCUCAAGGCAUUCCAGAUCUUCAUCACCCAAAGUCUCUAAACAUUCUCAAGUAACACAGCAAGAACCUGUCAGUUUAUAAGUUUUAAAAACAAUAUAGUUAAUGCAUUUAAUCAUACAUGCAAAUGGUGCGGUAGUGUUUUGAAAUUUAUUUUGCCUUGUAUAGUGUCAUUUAAACUAAAGGCCUGAUGUAAUGGUACGCUCUAAAAAAAAAAUUUACUAAACUGUCACCGUUCUGGUACCUUUUUAAACAGCACUAAAUAUGUUCCAUUUAGGGGGUAUAGAUAAUUAUACAUAGAUCUUUUUUGUACUGCCUCAGUGAUGGAACUAUUACAAAUAGUAAAAUUAAAUGUGGGAGACUUACAUAUUUAGUUAUUAUUAACAUUAAUAAAAGUGUAAAUAUUAACCAUCUAAACACAAUGGGUCUCAUUCAUGAAACACGAGCAGAACGAAUUUUUGUGUAAAUCGCGUAUAAAGUGGUUUUGGCGUAAAUUUUCGGAUUCAUUAAAACGUUCGUAUUUUCCAAAUGUUAGUUGGUACGAAAGAAAUCUACACCUGCUCCCAGCCACGCGUAAAUAGUGCGUUUAACGUCUGAACGUUUUGCUCAUUAAUACGGCUGCAUUUUAAUUCACCUUAAUCGGGUACAUAUUUACACAGCAUUUUGAAAAAAAAUAUUAUAUAUAUUAAUUACAUACGGUUUUUCUUUUAACUUUUAUUAUGAGAGCCAGUAAUAGGAUCUGUAAUAUGCUUCCAAACUUCCUUUUUUAGGACCUCAUACGCCACUAGUACGCUUGAAAAUUAAAUGUGGCGUUUUGAAUGAACUUCUGAUAAUAAAACUUCAAUUUCUGCAGCUGAGAAAUGUUUCUUUUUCAGUCGCUUUUGAGAAGACAUGUUGAAAUCCUUCGUUUGGUGUCAUAAUAUGAUGCUCAUAUAUAGUUGUCAGUCGGAUUUAAUGGGCGUGAUUUAUGGUAAUUGAGCGUGAGCGUGCACGCGCGUCCCAUUUACGACUGAUUGGAAUUCAUUAACACACACACACAUUUCACUAUCACAUCUGACGUUUACGAAGUUUUUGUGAAUCAGGAGAAGAGUUUUCGUGUAGUUCUCUUUACGCGCAAAUCACUCAGAUAUUUACUCGUAUAUUUACGAAUGUUUCAUGAAUGAGACCCAUUGUGUGUUGCUCUGUGUGUAUGUGUGUGUGUGUGUGUCAGGGUCACCGUGAUUUUGCCAAGUAAGACAUAUUCCUGGAUCAACACCUUUUGAUGAUCCUGGAUCAACAUUAUUGUCCAAAAAUAUAGGCUUAACCCAAUCCCUACCCCUAAACCUAACCCUACCCAUAAUUUAUUCCUUAAAUCAGUUGUAAAUGAUAGCUGAUUAACAAGGGCGUAGAAGCACCUAACUCUGAUUUUAAGCCUAAAACAGAUAUUUCCUGAAAAGUUCUAUCUCAAUUCUGAUUGGUUGAUUGGAAUGUUGAUCCAGGAUCAUGUGUUACUUGGUGAAAUCAUGCUCACCUGUGAGUCAGACUGGGGGUUCCCAUGAGGAACAGACAGACAGGGAUACUGAGUGACCUCUCCAGGCAGAAGAUGAUGCAGGAGACAGAGACACACCCACACACAUUCUCUGAAAAUGGAGUUCACUAUGAAAUUGCUAUAAUUUUGUUGAAUGAAUAGCAUUUAAAAUAAUGUACCCUUGAAAAGUAACAGUGAUCUUACAGCAUGCAGAGAUUCACUGAGAAGUGUUUUUAUUUUUUUAUUUCUUCUGUUUAACAUAAGACCUCUGAAUGUAAAAGACAUUUAAAAUAAAUGUAUUUAAACACUGGG
Molecule: messenger RNA, 3842 nt
Organism: Carassius gibelio (silver crucian carp)
Lineage: Eukaryota; Metazoa; Chordata; Actinopteri; Cypriniformes; Cyprinidae
Product: doublecortin domain-containing protein 2
Exons: 17
Coding region: 92-2107 (671 amino acids)
Biological process (GO): intracellular signal transduction
Cellular component (GO): microtubule; microtubule organizing center
Molecular function (GO): protein binding
Source: RefSeq, a predicted model, not a curated record